CACCCGACCGGAACCGGAAGCGAACCCUGCGCCAGGCUGGGAAGCCGGCGUCGGACCCGUCAGCAGCCGGCGGCGGUCGUCGGGGGCGGCGGCCGCGCUGCUCGGUGGGAGCCGGUCCCGCGGCCGGGCGGGCGGUCCGAGGGCGCGGCGCCAUGAAGCUGUACAGCCUCAGCGUCCUGUACAAAGGCGAGCCCAAGGCGGUGCUGCUCAAAGCCGCGUACGACGUGUCCUCCUUCAGCUUCUUCCAGAGGUCCAGUGUUCAGGAGUUCAUGACCUUCACGAGUCAGCUGAUCGUGGAGCGCUCGGCCAAGGGCAGCAGAGCUUCAGUCAAAGAACAAGAAUAUCUGUGCCACGUCUACGUGCGAAACGACAGCCUUGCAGGGGUGGUCAUUGCUGACAGUGAAUAUCCAUCCCGGGUGGCCUUUACCUUGCUGGAGAAGGUACUAGACGAAUUCUCCAAGCAGGUGGACAGGAUAGAGUGGCCAGUCGGAUCCCCUGCUACAAUUCACUACACGGCCCUAGAUGGCCACCUCAGUCGAUACCAGAACCCCCGAGAAGCUGAUCCCAUGAGUAAGGUGCAGGCUGAGCUGGAUGAGACCAAAAUCAUUCUGCACAACACCAUGGAGUCUCUGCUGGAGCGGGGGGAGAAACUAGAUGACCUGGUGUCCAAGUCUGAAGUGCUGGGGACACAGUCUAAAGCCUUCUAUAAAACGGCCCGGAAGCAGAACUCAUGCUGUGCAGUAAUGUGACAGCAGCGCGCAGAGGCCCCUGGGCCAAACGCCAGUCAUUCUCAUCAGAACCACAGUCCCUGGAGAAGCAGAGCCACCACGGGAAGACUCUGCACCCCUGGAGCCCUUGGCUGGGACCGAGGGGUCGCAGAACGGCCUGGGGGUGGGGAACAUUCAAAUUUACAUGCCUGGUGAUUUUUGGAAAGAUGGUUUGAGGCCCCCAGGGAUGUAUUACUGGGCCAGAUGAAACCAUAAACUCUUGAGUGACUCACA
This is a messenger RNA of Acinonyx jubatus (cheetah), 1001 nucleotides long. RefSeq names its product YKT6 v-SNARE homolog (gene YKT6). NCBI's taxonomy places the organism in Eukaryota, Metazoa, Chordata, Mammalia, Carnivora, Felidae. Gene Ontology annotation, cellular component: Golgi apparatus. Gene Ontology annotation, biological process: endoplasmic reticulum to Golgi vesicle-mediated transport. The record is from RefSeq and is a predicted model, not a curated record. The coding region runs from base 153 to 749 and encodes 198 amino acids. Gene Ontology annotation, molecular function: SNAP receptor activity. The transcript is spliced from 7 exons.